Molecule: messenger RNA, 9339 nt
Organism: Argentina anserina (silverweed cinquefoil)
Lineage: Eukaryota; Viridiplantae; Streptophyta; Magnoliopsida; Rosales; Rosaceae
Biological process (GO): transmembrane transport
Cellular component (GO): membrane
Molecular function (GO): ATP binding; ABC-type transporter activity; ATP hydrolysis activity
Source: RefSeq, a predicted model, not a curated record
AAUGAAACCGCAUACCACCCUCAACCUUCAUCUUCUUAGAAAAUCAAUCAAAACAAACCCAGAAAGAAGAAGAACAAAGAUUAAUACAGAUUCUACAUUCUCUGUUUCCGAAAAAAAAAAGAUUUGGUUGGUGAAGCCCAAGGGUUUGUUGGGAUCAUUGUUGGAAUAUCUCAACUUCAACAUUGCUGUGUGAUGCAUUGGAUUGCUUUGUAGGAUCAUGCUUUGUGCUUCUGGUUCUUUGUUUGAAGUUCUGAACUAGCUGAGAUCCUUCUUCUUAUUCAGAAGUAACUGCAGUAUUGAAACUUUGAAAGGAUGAUGGAGGAUUUGUGGGUUUUGUAUUGUGGGGAAUCUGCUCCCUCAAAUUUUGAUUUUCUGGGCCAUCCUUCUUCAUGCACCAAUCACUUGUUGAUAAUCUGCUUGGACAUAGUUCUGUUAGUAAUGCUCUUGUUCACUAUGUUUCACAAGUCAUUAUUAUCGAAAUCAGCUCAUAUUCCAGUCCGAUUUCGAGGUUGCUCGAGUAUGCAAAUAGUGUCUGCAAUUGUGAAUGGAUGUCUUGGAGUUGUAUACUUGUGCUUGGGAACCUGGAUUUUAGUACAGAAGCUGAGGGAUUCAGGAUCCGCUUUGCCCUUGAAUUGGUGGUUACUUGCUUUGUUUCAAGGGGUAGCAUGGCUGUUGGUGAGUUUGAGUCUAAGCAUCAGAGCAAAGCAACUUCCAAGGCAACCUUCAAGACUGUUGUCUAUCCUUGCGUUCCUGUUUUCUGGAAUUGUCUGUGCUCUAUCGCUCUUUGCGGCCAUUUUUGGAAAAGAAAUGUCUAUGAAGAUAGUUCUAGAUAUCCUAUCUUUUCCAGGAGCAGCAUUGUUGCUGUUGUGUGUUUACAAGGGUUAUGCACAUGAAGUGAGUGAUGAGAGCCUGAAUGGAAAUGGCCUUUUUACUCCUCUUUUUAAUGGUGAGUCCGAUGUCACAAGUAAAGGUGAAGAUCAUAUUACUCCAUUUGGCAAAGCUGGAAUUUUCAGUAAAAUGUCACUUUGGUGGCUGAAUCCAUUGAUGAAAAUGGGUAGGGAGAAAACUCUAGAGGACGAAGACAUACCAAAGUUGCGGGAGGAAGAUCAAGCAGAGAGCUGUUAUCUGCUGUACUCGGAACAACUGAGCAAGCAGAAGGAAAUAGAUCCCUCUUCCCAGCCAUCAGUGUUAAAGACGAUAAUCAUAUGCCACUGGAAGGAGAUCUUAAUAUCCGGCUUCUUUGCAAUACUUAAGAUAGUCACUCUCUCUGCUGGUCCUUUGCUUCUCAAUGCCUUUAUUUUGGUUGCUGAGGGAAAUGAAAGUUUCAGAUAUGAAGGUUAUGUGUUAGCCAUAACACUGUUCUUUUCAAAGACCAUUGAAUCUCUAUCACAAAGGCAAUGGUACUUAAGAUGCAGGCUUAUUGGCUUGAAGAUUAGGUCUUUGCUCACAGCAGCCAUUUACAAGAAGCAAUUGAGAUUAUCCAAUGCUGCUAAGUUGACACACUCUGGUGGUGAAAUCAUGAAUUAUGUUACUGUGGAUGCUUAUAGGAUUGGAGAAUUUCCAUUCUGGUUCCAUCAGACUUGGACAACUAGCCUCCAGCUCUGUUUUGCUUUGGUAAUUCUUUUCCGUGCAGUCGGCCUAGCCACAUUUGCAUCAUUGGUGGUGAUAGUUUUGACUGUUCUUUGCAAUGCUCCACUUGCUAAGUUACAACAUAAGUUUCAGAGUAAGCUUAUGGUGGCACAAGAUGAAAGACUCAAGGCAUGUUCUGAAGCUCUUGUAAACAUGAAGGUACUAAAACUGUAUGCAUGGGAAACCCACUUCAAGAAUGCAAUAGAGAAAAUGAGGAAGGAGGAGCAUAAAUGGUUAUCUGCUGUACAGCUAAGGAAAGCAUAUAACACCUAUCUCUUUUGGUCAUCUCCUGUUUUGGUCUCUGCUGCAACAUUUGGGGCAUGCUAUUUUCUCGGAAUUCCAUUGCAUGCAAACAAUGUUUUUACUUUUGUUGCAACUUUGCGCCUUGUUCAGGACCCUAUUCGAUCUAUACCUGAGGUUAUUGGGGUUGUGAUUCAAGCCAAGGUUGCAUUUGAGCGUAUUGUGAAUUUCCUUGAAGCACCAGAGCUUCAGACUUCAAAUGUCAGGAAGUGCAACAUGAAGAAUGUAGUGCAUUCCAUUGCUAUUAACUUGGCUAGUUUUUCAUGGGAAGAGAAUGUAUCAAAGGCCACACUAAGAAAUAUAAAUUUGGAGGUUAGACCUGGCCAGAAGGUGGCUAUAUGUGGAGAAGUUGGCUCAGGGAAAUCAAGCCUCUUAGCUGCAAUUCUUGGAGAAAUUCCAAAUGUUCAAGGAAGUAUUCAAGUUUUUGGGAAGAUUGCCUAUGUUUCUCAAACAGCAUGGAUUCAGACAGGGACAAUACAGGAGAAUAUUCUAUUUGGUUCUGCUAAGGAUGAUGAACGAUACCGAGAAACACUUGAGAGAUGUUCACUUGUAAAGGACCUUGAGCUACUUCCCUAUGGUGAUCUUACCGAGAUAGGGGAGAGAGGGGUCAAUCUCAGUGGUGGUCAGAAGCAGCGGAUUCAACUUGCUCGUGCUCUCUACCAGAACGCUGACAUAUAUCUCUUGGAUGAUCCAUUUAGUGCUGUUGAUGCACAUACUGCUACUAACCUAUUUAAUGAAUAUGUUAUGGAAGCACUUUCAGGGAAGACAGUCUUACUUGUGACCCAUCAAGUUGACUUCCUGCCUGCAUUUGACUCUGUGUUGUUGAUGUUAGAUGGGGAAAUUCUUCAGGCAGCUCCAUAUUAUCAGUUAUUGGAAUCGAGCCAAGAAUUUCAGGACCUUGUUAAUGCACACAAGGAAACUGCUGGUUCGGAAAGGCUUGCAGAUGUCCCUUCUGCCCAAAUUUCUGGAACACCAUCGAGAGAGAUUAAAAAGGCUUAUGUAGAGAAGCAAUUGAAAGGAAACAAAGGUGACCAGUUGAUUAAGAUAGAAGAGAGAGAAUCAGGGGACACAGGUUUAAGGCCCUACAAACAGUAUCUGAAACAAAACAAAGGAAUGUUCUACUUCUCAGCCGCUGUUCUUUUGCACCUGACAUUUGUUAUUAGUCAGAUAGCACAGAACUCUUGGAUGGCUGCUAAUGUUGAUAAUCCUAAUGUUAGCUCAUUGCAGUUGAUUGUGGUUUACCUCUCAAUUGGAUUUUCUGCAACAUUUAUUUUGCUGUUUAGAUCUCUGCUAACAGUUGUUUUGGGUCUUGAGGCAUCAAAGUCAUUGUUCUCUCAGCUACUGAACUCUCUAUUUCGUGCACCCAUGUCUUUCUAUGACUCGACGCCUCUUGGAAGGAUACUUAGUCGGGUUUCAGCUGAUCUAAGUAUCGUAGAUCUUGAUAUUCCAUUCAGCCUUGUCUUUGCUUGUGGAGCUACCAUAAAUGCUUACUCCAAUCUUGGAGUACUAGCUGUUGUUGCAUGGCAAGUGCUGUUUGUUUCUAUACCAAUGGUCUUUCUAGCAAUUCAGUUACAGAAAUAUUAUUUUUCCACUGCAAAGGAGUUGAUGAGGAUCAAUGGAACGACCAAAUCCUUUGUAGCAAACCAUCUUGCUGAGUCUGUAUCAGGAGCCAUUACAAUUAGAGCUUUCAAUGAAGAAGAACGCUUCUUGGCAAAGAAUUUUCACCUUAUUGACACAAAUGCUAGCCCCUUUUUUCAUAGUUUUGCAGCAAAUGAGUGGUUGAUUGAACGGUUAGAAAUAAUUUGCGCAGCAGUUCUCGCAUCUGCUGCGCUCUGCAUGGUCUUGCUUCCAACUGGAACUUUUACUUCUGGGUUUAUUGGAAUGGCGCUUUCUUAUGGUCUUUCGCUAAACAUGUCAUUGAUCUUUUCGAUUCAAAGCCAGUGCUUUGUAGCGAAUUACAUAAUUUCUGUUGAAAGACUAAAUCAAUACACACAUAUACCAAGUGAAGCCCCUGAAGUUAUAGAGGGAAACCGGCCACCUCCUAACUGGCCUGUUGUAGGUAAAGUAGAGAUACAAGAUUUGCAGAUAAGAUAUAGGCCAGAUACACCACUUGUUCUUCGAGGAAUCAGUUGCAGUUUUGAAGGAGGACACAAGAUUGGUAUCGUUGGUCGUACAGGCAGUGGGAAGUCUACUCUCAUAGGUGCUUUAUUUCGUCUGGUGGAGCCAUCUGGAGGGAAGAUUAUAGUUGAUGGCAUUGACAUCUCUACUAUAGGACUCCAUGAUCUGAGGUCAAGAUUUGGAAUAAUACCGCAAGACCCUACUCUCUUUAAUGGGACUGUGAGAUACAAUUUGGAUCCCUUAUAUCAACAUUCAGACCCUGAAAUAUGGGAGGUUCUUGGGAAGUGUCAGCUUCGGGAGGCUGUUCAAGAAAAAGAAGACGGUCUAGACUCUUUAGUCAUGGAAGAUGGAUCAAACUGGAGCAUGGGGCAAAGGCAGUUGUUCUGUUUGGGUCGUGCUCUUUUGAGGAGAAGCCGGGUAUUGGUGCUUGAUGAAGCAACUGCUUCAAUCGACAAUGCAACUGACAUGAUUUUACAGAAGACUAUACGCACUGAAUUUGCAGAUUGUACAGUUAUCACAGUAGCUCACAGGAUACCAACUGUGAUGGAUUGCACAAUGGUCCUUGCCAUUAGUGAUGGGAACAUAGUGGAAUAUGAUGAGCCAAUGAACCUGAUGAAAAGAGAAGGCUCACUAUUUGGGCAGCUUGUCAAGGAAUACUGGUCGCAUUUCCAGUCUGCAGAAUCACAGAUGAUGGAGGAUUUAUGGAUUGGGUUUUGUGGGGAAUCUGGAAGUUCGGAGAAUUUGAACUUCCAGUUUCUGGUCCAUCCUUCUUCAUGCAUCAAUCACUCGUUGAUAAUUUUCCUGGAUAUAAUCCUUCUUGUGGUGCUCUUGUUCAAUAUGUUUCUCAAGUCACCAAAAACGGUUCGUGUUCAAGUCAGAUAUCGAGGUUUUUCAAGUUGGCAAAUAGUCUCGGCUAUUUUUAAUGGCGGUCUUGGAUUUGUGUACUUGUGCUUGGCAGCCUGGAUUUUAGAAGAAAAGCUGAGGAAUACACACACAGCUUUGCCUUUAAAUUGGUGGUUACUUGAUCUCUUUCAAGGCUUCACAUGGUUGUUUUUGAGCUUAACACUAAGCAUCAGGGUAAAGCAACUUCCAAGACAGCCUUCAAGACUCUUGUCCAUCCUUGUAUUUCUGUUCUCUGCAGUUGUCUUUGCUCUAUCGCUCUUUGCUAUCAUCUUCGGAAGUGAAAUGUCUGUUAAGAUAGUACUAGACAUCCUGACUCUGCCAGGGGCAGCAUCGUUGCUGUUAUGUGUUUUCAAGGGGUACAAGUAUGAAGAUGGUGAUGAGAUCGUCAGUGACAAUGGUCUUUAUGCCCCUCUCAAUGGUGAGUACCAUGGCAUUAGUAAAGGUAAUGAUCAUGCAACCCCAUUCAGCAAAGCUGGUUUAUUCAGUAAAUUGUCAUUUUGGUGGUUAAAUUCAUUGAUGAAAAGAGGAAGGGAGAAAACUCUGGAGGAUGAAGAUAUACCAAAGCUGCGCAAGGAAGAUCAAGCAGAAAGUUGUUAUAAGAUGUUCUUGGAGAAAUUGAGCAAGCAGAAACAAAUUGAGCCAUCUUCCCAGCCAUCAGUGUUAAAGAUUAUAAUCCUAUGCCACUGGAAGGAGAUUUUACUAUCUGGUUUCUUUGCUUUGCUGAAGAUACUUACCAUCUGUGCUGGUCCUUUGCUUCUGAAUGCCUUCAUUUUGGUAGCAGAAGGAAAUGAGAGUUUCAAGCAUGAGGGUUAUCUGUUAGCUGCAGCACUUUUUGUGUUGAAGACCACUGAAUCCUUGUCACAAAGACAGUGGUACUUCAGGUGCAGGCUCAUUGGUUUGAAAGUUAGGUCUCUGCUUAGAGCAGCCAUUUACAAAAAGCAGUUGAGAUUAUCUAAUGCUGCUAAGCUGACACACUCAGGUGGUGAAAUUAUGAAUUAUGUAACUGUGGAUGCUUAUAGGAUUGGAGAAUUCCCAUUUUGGUUACAUCAGACUUGGACGACUAGCAUCCAGCUCUGUUUUUCUUUGGUAAUUCUUUUCCGUGCAGUCGGCCUAGCUACAUUUGCAGCCUUGGUGAUGAUACUUUUGAGCAUGGCUGUCAAUGCUCCACUUGCUAAGCUACAACACAAGUUUCAGAGUAAGCUUAUGAAGGCACAAGAUGAAAGGCUCAAGGCUAGUUCUGAGGCUCUAGUGAACAUGAAGGUCUUAAAGUUAUAUGCAUGGGAAACACAUUUCAAGAAGGCUAUAGAGAGGUUAAGGAAGGAGGAGCACAAAUGGUUAUCUGCAUUGUUGCUAAGAAAAGCAUAUAGUACUUAUCUCUUUUGGACAACUCCUGUUUUGGUCUCUACUGCAACAUUUGGAGCAUGCUAUUUUCUCAAAAUUCCGUUACAUGCAAACAAUGUUUUUACUUUUAUAUCAACUCUGAGACUUGUUCGGGACCCCAUUCGAACCAUGCCUGAUGUUUUUGCGGCUGUCAUUCAAGCUAAGGUUGCAUUUGGUCGUAUUGUGAAAUUCCUUGAGGCACCUGAGCUGCAACCUUCAAAUGUCCGGAACUGCAACAUGAAGAAUGUAGCAAACUCCAUUGAAAUAAAAUCAGCUAAUUUUUCAUGGGAAGAGCAUUUUCUGAAGUCCACACUGAGAAAUAUAAAUGUGGAGGUUAGACCAGGUGAAAAGGUUGCUAUAUGUGGAGAAGUUGGCUCAGGCAAGUCAAGCCUUUUAGCUGCAAUUCUUGGAGAAAUUCCAACUGUGCAAGGAGAUAUUAAAGUUUAUGGGAAGAUUGCCUAUGUUUCUCAAACAGCAUGGAUCCAGUCAGGAACUAUACAAGAAAAUAUUCUCUUUGGUUCUUGUAUGGAUAGUGAGCGAUACCGAGAGACACUUGAGAGAUGCUCACUAGUUAAGGACCUUGAGCUGCUUCCCUAUGGUGAUCUUACUGAAAUAGGGGAGAGAGGGAUCAAUCUCAGUGGAGGUCAGAAGCAGCGGAUUCAACUUGCUCGUGCUCUCUAUCAGGACGCUGAUAUAUACCUCUUGGAUGAUCCAUUCAGUGCUGUUGAUGCACAUACUGCAACAAACUUAUUUAAUGUAAGCUUUACUUUCGAAAUUUAUGCUAUGCCUUUGACUUACGUCUUGCUUAUACUGAAAGAUAACUUGUACAUUGAGGAAUAUGUAAUGGAAGCACUUUCAGGCAAGACAGUACUACUUGUGACCCAUCAAGUUGAUUUCCUGCCUGCAUUUGAUUUUGUUCUGUUGAUGAUAGAUGGGGAGAUCCUACAAGCAGCUCCUUAUCAGCAUUUAUUGGCUUUAAGCCAAGAAUUCCAGGACCUUGUGAAUGCACACAAAGAAACUGCUGGUUCCAAAAGGCUUUCAGAUGUCGCUUCUGCUCAAAAUUCAGGAACAUCAUCUAGGGAGAUUAAGAAGAGUUAUGUGGAGAAGCCAUUAAAAGAAAAGAAAGGUGACCAAUUGAUCAAACUAGAAGAGAGAGAGACAGGAGACACAGGUUUUAAGCCAUACAUACUGUAUCUGAAGCAGAAUAAAGGGUUCUUGUACUUCUCAAUUGCCGUUUGCCUACACUUCACUUUCAUUAUGAGUCAGAUUGCACAGAACUCUUGGAUGGCUGCUAACGUUGACAAUCCAAAUGUUAGCACAUUGCGGUUGCUUGUGGUGUACUUAUCAAUUGGAUUCUCCGCUACAUUUAUAUUUCUGUUUAGAUCUCUUGCAGCAGUUAUUGGGGGUCUUGAGACAUCAAAGUCUUUGUUCUCACAGCUACUAAACUCCCUUUUUCGUGCACCUAUGUCAUUCUAUGACUCAACACCGCUAGGACGGAUACUUAGUCGGGUUUCAUCUGAUCUGAGUAUCACAGAUCUUGAUAUUCCAUUCAGCAUAGUAUUUGCUUGUGGAGCUACCAUGAAUGCCUAUUGCAAUCUUGGAGUAUUGACAGUUGUUACCUGGCAAGUCCUGUUUGUCUCCAUAACAAUGGUCUGUGUCGCAAUUCAGCUACAGAAAUAUUACUUUUCCACUGCAAAAGAGUUAAUGAGGAUCAAUGGAACAACCAAGUCUUUUGUUGCAAACCAUCUCGCAGAGUCUGUAUCAGGUGCCAUUACCAUAAGAGCUUUUAAUGAAGAAGAAUGCUUCUCGGCAAAGAACUUUCAGCUCAUUGACACAAAUGCUAGUCCCUAUUUCCACAGCUUUUCCGCAAAUGAGUGGUUAAUCCAACGAUUAGAGAUACUCAGUGCUGCGGUUCUUGCCUCUGCAGCACUUUGUAUGGUGCUGCUACCUCAUGGAACUUUCACCUCUGGGUUUAUUGGGAUGGCACUUUCUUAUGGUCUAUCAUUAAACGUGUCAUUGAUCAACUCAAUUCAGAAGCAGUGCACUAUAGCAAAUUACAUCAUUUCUGUUGAAAGACUACAUCAAUAUAUGAACAUUCCUAGUGAAGCCCCAGAAGUAGUAGAGGGAUACCGUCCUCCGGCCAAUUGGCCUGUUGUUGGAAAAGUGGAGAUCCAAAAUUUGCAGAUAAGAUAUAGGGAAGACACACCACUUGUUCUUCGAGGUAUCAGUUGCGUUUUUCAAGGAGGGCACAAGAUUGGUAUUGUUGGUAGGACAGGUAGUGGGAAGUCUACUCUAAUCGGUGCUCUUUUUCGUCUAGUUGAGCCGGCCGGAGGGAAGAUUUUAGUUGAUGGAAUUGACAUCUCUACUAUUGGACUUCAUGAUCUGAGGUCAAGAUUUGGAAUAAUACCUCAAGACCCUACUCUCUUUAAUGGGACUGUCAGAUACAAUUUGGACCCCUUAUCUCAACAUUCAGACCAGGAAAUAUGGGAGGUUCUUAGGAAGUGUCAGCUUCGAGAGCCUGUUGAAGAGAAAGAAAAAGGCUUGGACUCAUUAGUUGUGGAUGAUGGAUCAAACUGGAGCAUGGGGCAAAGGCAACUGUUCUGUCUUGGGCGCGCGCUUUUAAGGAGGAGUCGGGUAUUGGUGCUCGAUGAAGCAACUGCCUCCAUUGACAAUGCAACUGAUACGAUCCUGCAAAAGACUAUAAGGACUGAGUUUGAAACUUGUACAGUAAUUACAGUAGCUCACAGGAUACCAACAGUGAUGGAUUGCACAAUGGUUCUUGCCAUUAGUGAUGGGAAAAUAGUGGAGUAUGAUGAGCCUAUGAGGUUAAUGAAGAGAGAAAGCUCGCUGUUUGCGCAACUUGUCAAGGAGUACUGGUCCCAUCUCCAGUCUGCAGAAUCACGAAUGAAAUAUUACUAAUGUAGUCAUUAAAAGUAGUGAACCAGGAACUCAGGAAGCAUGGCCAAUGUAAACUACAGAAAUAAUGAAUUGUUAGAAGUUAGUGCAAAA